UUCAAUCUUAUCAUUUUUAAAAAUUUAUAUCUCUCCCCCGCAUACACACACACACACUUUUAAGGUAACCUCUCAAACAGGGGGCAGAAUGUCUUCCAAAGAUACAUGUGGGAAACGCCAUCAUCCUGUGGCCAGCCUUUGCAGGAAGCUCCAAGCUAUCAACAUGAUGGACCAAGCUUCGAAUCCUGCCUUGCAGAUUCCAAAAUUCCAAUCAAAAAACUUUGACAGUCCACAGAGUAACACAAAGAAGAACCUAGAAGAAAUCUUGAAGAAAAGGACACUAAAAAGCAACAGUUCCCUGGACACCAACCUCUUUUUGCUAAGUCCUUCCAGUGACAACAUCUUCUCUCCAAGCCCUGGCAUAGUGCAAACACCACGUCAUCGACGUAUUUCGGAUAUUCGCUCCGAGUCCUUUUCUCUGGGUGGGAAUAAAGAGAAGCUCAACAAAUCAUGGGUUUUGGUAAACCAGAGAGGGAACGGUUCACCCCAUCUCAUUAAACAUGGAGAGUCAACCUCUGAUUAUCUUUGUGGCAACUCUAACAUCGAGCCAAAGGUCACAUCAUCUCUGGAAUGCAACUAUUUCACAUCGAGUCCUGAUUUAUUUAUCCAAGGAUCAAAAUCCGUACAGCCCACUCUUCCUUCUCCUCCACCCAAAAGAUUCUCCUUCGGAUGGAAGGUGGCAAUGGACAACAGAGACAACGAAGACUCUGACGUAAGUCUGAUUUGUGAAGAAGACCUACUGACUACUAUGUUUUCUGCAUGCGAUGUGGAAAGAAGAGGCAAAGUUGCCGUUUCUAAAUUAGUUGACUUCCUGAGGAACACGACAAGUCGGAGUUCAGAAGACAGCGGCCUUGAAGAUUUGUGCAACAUGCUCGAUCCUGAUCACAGGGAUAUCUCUAUGGACUUGGAGACCUACCAUGCCAUCAUGAAAGAAUGGAUUGAAGAUUGCAAAAGGAACUGGAAUGAGCUACCCACCAAGGAGGCAACCCCUGAAAAUAAUUUAUCAGCGAAAAGGUUGAACAUAACUUCUGGAAGCCUAGAAGCACUUGGCGGUGAUGUGUCAAGAGGAGAUUUAGAAACGUCUGACUUGAUUACUUGUGUAGCCGAUCUUCAGUUCAACAACCAGAAACUUCAAGAGGAAAAUGACCAGUUGAAGCUGGCACUGGAUGCCAUGGAGGAGACCAAUAAUAGACUGGUGGAAGACGGUGGGGAGCUGCGGAAUCAGAUAAAAAGCUCCCAGCAGUCUGCAAGUCAAGUAAAAACUUUAAAAGAGGAAUUGGAAGAAGUGAAGAACACUCUGGGUACCUCUGAGGAAAAGAGGCAGUUGAUGGCAAUCCAGAAUAAACAGCUUGAAAAAGAGAAUCAGUCCCUCGUUCUUAAGAUUUCUUCCCUUCAAGAGGAGAACAUUAGAAAUGCUCUUGAUUCAGAUGGUCUCCAGAAGAAGAUUGAGGAGCUGUCCCAGAAUAUUAGCGAACUCCAAAUACAAACACACCUUUAUGAAAGCACAGUGAGAAGUAAAGACAUAGUACUCCUUAAGAAGGAGCAGGAUCUACAAGAACUAAAGUCUGCCUUGAAGGAAUACACAUCGGUGAUAGAGACUCUGCGUGUAGAGAAAAAUAAAUUGUUGAACAACGUUCAGCAGAUGCAGCAAGAACUGAUCUCGAAUGGUAUCAACUUCCCCUUAAUCUACAAGUUCAACAGCAGCUUCCUGGAAGCAACCAAUUCACUGCACUGUGAACUGGAACUAGCCCAGGAACCAUCAGAGAUCCCUGGAAUUGAGUGGACAGCGCUUGAUGAAUCACUGGACAGAGAAGUUUUACUGCUUCUUGAAGGGCCAGAGCGAGUAGGAGAAAAGUUCAAGGCCACCGUUUUAAACCUGCGAGAAGAACUUUCUCAAGUUGAAGAUUUAGCAGGGCUACCUUUGCUGAACCCAACAGACUGUGAAUUGGAUCUGCAAGAAACUUAUCAGAAGACCUUGGUGGACCUUAAGAAAACUCUGCAGAAUAAAAGAACCCAAUGGCUUCAGAAACUAAAUUUUUUGGAAGCUCAGAAGGAAUCCCUGGAUAAGGAGCUCGUUAAAAUGGCAGGAAACAUGCGGAGGAUGAGAACAGAACAGCUACAUUUAAAGAAAACGCUUUUGUCCAGACAGCACGAGAUCCAGUCCACCAAACAGCUCAAAGAAGAUGCUUUGGCAGAAGCAGACGUCUUAAGAUUGAAACUGCAAGAGCUAACUGACCAAUUAGAGGAAGCUGGGAAGAUGGUUAAGGAUCGCGAGAGUGACUUUCACGCUGCUCACGAGGAAGUAGGGUCUUUACAGAAGAAGCUAGAAGAAAGCGUUGCCGAGCAAGGAAGCCUCCGGGAUAGAAAUACAGAUUUAACGCGGACUUGCCAACAGCUGGAACGGCAAAUUAAGGAACAAAGUACUGCUCUGGAGUCACUCAAGGAGAAGUAUUUAAGAAGACUGUUCUGUGGUGUACUUUGUCAGAGGUGUGCGUUUGAUCGUGAUGACAGACCUUCGUCCUGCUCUAACGUCAAUGAAGAGAUAAGAACAGAAGAGAAGGAAAGCUGUUGCUAUCAAAGACUAGGAACCCAACUCUCCUGGCCUUGGAGCACGUGCUGGUCCACACAAGAUAUUUUACUGCUAGAAGCAUUGUCACUUGAUUCUCUGCAACUGGUUCGAAGAAGCUCUCUGCCCGGGACUGUUGGAAAUCCUCAAAUAUUGUUGAUAUUUGGGAAACAACGCUUAAGAAAUGGAAGCACCUCGGAUAUGAUAUUGGAUGAACACAAGUGUAAUCACCAUUCGGUUGGUAACCAGACGGAUGCAGACCUGAUCUCCGGGAUAAGGAUGGAGGGCGACUCUCCCAAGGAGAGUGAUGCUGGCGCAUUAACAGAUACCUUAUUCAGUGAACUAAUUUCAUCCGAAGAAACUUCUGUUUCUGCUGCAGAGGGCAUUGAAGAAUCACAAGAUACGGACUCUACACUACUGGAACCGGAGGGGAAAACACAGCUCUCUACUUUACCGUUGCAGGAAGCAACUGUUGCUUCAAAAGAGGAAGCUCUAGAAGACGCCUCCGGCAACAAGACUGGUGAUUCAUCUUCAUGUCAGGAUCUGUCAAGCAGCGUCGUGUGCCAAAAGAACCAGGAUAUUGGCUCUCCCAACGAGAAAGAAGUGGAGGCAGAAUUUCUACGGCUGUCUCUUGGAUUCAAAUGUGACCUCUUUACUUUAGAGAAGAGAGUCAGGCUUGAAGAACGAUCUCGGGAUCUCGCGGAAGGGAGCCUGAAUAAAGAAAUUGCUGGCGCCUUAAAACUACUUGAUUCUUUAGCCUCUCUAAGCGAAGAUAACCAGGUGCAGGAGAUAGUUAAGAAGCUGCAAAAGAGUCUGGACCUACUGGAUCAGCAUGCCACCAGAAUCGCUAGCAAAGCAGAAAUGCUGGGAGCUGUUCAUCAGGAAAGCCGGGUCAGUAAGGCAGUAGAAGUGAUGAUUCAGCACGUGGAAAACUUAAAGCGUACAUAUGCAAGAGAGCACGCAGAACUGGAAGAGCUGAAGGAGCUAUUACUCCAGAAUGAGAAGUCCUUCAGCUCUAUGGGGGACCGAGAUGACUCUUCAAUUAAAAAACUCUCUGGUUCUCUCAAGCCCUCAUCACUACGCAGAGUUAGCACUGCACCCUUGCCUAGGAACAGUAAUGGAAAUGCAAUCGCUUUUUUGCAACUGGCUCAGAUGAACGAAACGGAUGGAAGCAACCGGAUUGAAAAAUUCAACAGGCGCUCGAGUUGGAGUCUAAGAGGAACCAAACAAGGAGAAAAACGGCCCUCGCUACAGCGCUUCAUCAGCUCGACUUCCUGGACAGAGUCGGAGGAAGAACAGCUUGAAUUAGAAGCUGCUCUUCAGGAACCGGCAGCUCCAGAGAUCCAGGGAGGUAAAGCACGAAAACUGAGCGAAAAGGAAACCAACGCAACUAAAUGGGGGCUACGCUCACUGUGUACGAGAGUGUCUUCUUGGGCCUCCGCUCUUAGGACUUCCUUCUCCGGGAUUAGCAAAGCCCUCUGUGCGUCUGUCGUCGCAGUUGUGCUCUUUGCCAUCCUGAUAACUUUUGUCAUGGGAUUUUCCUUCCAUCAACCUGUGGAAGCCUCUUCUGAGGGCACCGGCACCGCUUGGACCUCAGUACAGAAAUUCUUGUGGCCAUACACACGUCUCCUUCACCAUGGACCACCGCCUGUAUAAUUCAGCAGUAUUCAGAACGGAUUUUUUUUUCCUACUGCAGGGUUUCUCAGUCUUGGCAGCUCUUAAGGUGGGUGGACUUCGACUCCCAGAAUUCCCCAGCCAUUCUGGAAGUUGAAGUCCACCCAACUUAGAGUUGCCAAGGCUGAAAAAAAAUAAAAGCUCUUUUAGUGUCUGUUCAGCAUGUAGUCUUAAAUUGAAUAAUCUAGCAGGCAGAUAAUUGAUUCAUCUGCAUUGAUUCGCCUGCUAAAAGCAAUUUAGGUUGAUUGCCUUUUAAAUUUCUGAAUGUAGAGAAAAUGCCAUUUUAAUGCGUCAUGUACUAUUCCUGUUAGUAAUUUGGGACCACGCCAUUCAGAAACAAGAUUCAUUCUUUUCCAAAGUAGUUGCAAUCUGAAUGAUUGCAACUACUUUCUCUUUUUUUUUAAAUUUUGUCCAUCUUUCUCUUCUCUCCCCCCCCCCCCCCCCAAAAUCUCACCGAAGAGUUUAUAAAAACAAAAUAUUUUUUUAAAAAAAAAAAAAAAAUUCAGGGCACGUAGUCUAUCCAUAAAUGGCUUAUUUAUUUAUUUUUCUUUUCUUUUUUUUUUAAAAAAAAAGAUGUCCAAAGUGCGAUUUCUUCCACCUCUUAUUGACUGGAGUGUCUUUGAGCUCAAUAAAAGUUCUUAAAGCAG
Pantherophis guttatus is the source of this 4887-nucleotide messenger RNA. Lineage: Eukaryota; Metazoa; Chordata; Lepidosauria; Squamata; Colubridae. The record is from RefSeq and is a predicted model, not a curated record.